Symbiodinium natans is the source of this 1614-nucleotide messenger RNA. The record is from the annotation of a GenBank genome assembly. Lineage: Eukaryota; Dinophyceae; Suessiales; Symbiodiniaceae.
AUGACGGGCACCAACGGAGCGAGCAAGGACCGCAGCCGAUCGCCGAAGAAGGUCGACCCGACCAAGCUCACAGAAGCCGACCUCGCGGAUGGGUUUUCCGCCUCUGAGAUCUUCGGCUCCAAGACGACCAUGAGUGGCUACACCUACGAUGAUCUCAUCUGCCUCCCCGGGCACAUCAAUUUCGGCGUGCACGACGUGCUACUGGGUUCGCGCUUUACAAAGAAGAUCGCUCUCAAAACGCCCAUCGUCUCCAGCCCAAUGGACACUGUCACAGAGUCGAACAUGGCCAUCGCCAUGGCCUUGGAGGGUGGCAUUGGCGUCAUCCACACCAAUCUGCCUGUCGAGACGCAGGCUGCAGAGGUGGCCAGGGUCAAGAAGUACAAGGCCGGCUUCAUUUUGGAGCCGCGCUGUGUCCCUCCCACGAUGACCGUGGAGGAGCUGGACAAGCUCAAGAGCACCGUUGGCUUCACGGGCUUCCCCGUCACGGAGAAUGGGCAGAUGGGAGCUAAGCUCCUGGGCCUUGUGACGAAGCGAGACACCGAUUUCGUCCAGGACGUGAAUCCCAUGACUGACCGCAAGACCCGCCUUAGCGAGAUCAUGACCCCAACAGCCAACUUGGUGACACUAUUUGAAGGCUGCGACCUUUUAGAGGCCAAUGACGUGCUGCAGAAGUCAAAGAAAGGAAAGCUGCCCAUCGUGACAAGGGGUGGCCUGUUGGUGGCGCUUGUGGCGCGAACUGACAUCAAGAAGAACGUGGACUUCCCCAAUGCCACGAAGCACCCGUUGAACAAGGAGCUGCUGGUAGCGGCCGCGAUUGGCACACGGCCUGCAGAUCGCGAUCGGGUGAAGGCUCUGGUCGCCGCCGGCGUGGAUGCUGUGGUCAUCGACAGCAGCCAGGGAGACAGCGUGUUUCAGCAUGAGAUGGUCAAGUGGAUCAAGUCGAACUUUCCCGACUUGCAGGUCGUGGCGGGCAACGUCGUCACAAAGAAGCAGGCCAAGAAUCUCAUUGAGUGCGGCGCAGAUGCUCUGCGUGUAGGCAUGGGGAUCGGCUCCAUCUGCACCACUCAGGAAGUUUGCGCCUGCGGCCGGGCACAGGCGUCUGCAGUGUACAACGUGGCCAAGCUGGCGCGACAGUACGGAGUACCAAUCCUGGCGGAUGGCGGCAUCUCCAGCCCAGGCCACAUCGUCAAGGCGCUGAGCUUAGGGGCCGGUGCUGCGAUGUGCGGCAGCUUGCUGGCCGGCACCUCGGAGACGCCCGGUGAGUACUUCUACUCCGAGGACGGCAAGCGACUCAAGCGCUACCGCGGGAUGGGUUCCAUCGAUGCCAUGAAGAAGGGCAGCGACGACCGCUACUUUGGCACGGCCGCGGUGAUCAAAGUUGCACAGGGCGUCUCCGGCACGGUGCAGGACAAGGGCAGCAUCCACAAGUACAUUCCGUACCUCACGCAGGGGCUGAAGCACGGAAUGCAGGACAUCGGCGCACAGAGCGUUGACCAGCUGCAGUCGAUGCUGCAGGAGGGACAGCUUCGAUUCGAGCUCAGAUCCGCCGCGGCACAGCGCGAGGGCGGUGUCCACGGCCUCCACAGCUUCGAGCGCAAACUCUUCGACAGCUGA